Drosophila navojoa is the source of this 1287-nucleotide messenger RNA. It is a transcript of the gene kumpel, whose product is annotated as kin of rumpel. The record is from RefSeq and is a predicted model, not a curated record. Gene Ontology annotation, cellular component: membrane. Gene Ontology annotation, molecular function: symporter activity. Gene Ontology annotation, biological process: transmembrane transport; sodium ion transport. Lineage: Eukaryota; Metazoa; Arthropoda; Insecta; Diptera; Drosophilidae.
ACUCAUAUGAAUGCAUUUCCAUUGCUGACAUUUCUAAUUAUCCAGGGCGGCAUUAAGGGCGUCGUUUGGACAGAUGUCAUACAAGGAGCUGUGAUGAUUGGGGCCAUGGGCUUUGUCAUAGUCAAGGGCACUGCGGACUUGGGUGGUUUGGCGGUGGUGCUGGAGCGCAAUCGUCAAUUCGAGCGCCUGGUGGGUCCCGACAUGACACUUGAUCCGACGGCUCGCAUGGGCGUGUGGGCCUUGUUUAUUGGCGGCGCCUUCUUUAAGCUGCAGGCCAAUUGCAUUAACCAGACGGCAGUCCAGCGCUUUAUGACCUUGCCCAACGUGCGGGCCGUUAAGCAGGCGCUGGUAUUGUCGCUGAUAGGCUUCAUGCUUGUCAUGGCCAUGUGCAUCUAUCUCGGCGUGCUCGCCUUUGCCGCCUACUACCAUUGUGAUCCCAUCACCACGGGUCUGGCACGUGCCAAGGAUCAGGUGAUACCCUUGUAUGUGAUGCAAAGCGCUGGGAUGGUGCCCGGCAUUGUGGGUCUGUUUGUCGCCGGCGUGUUUAGUGCCGCACUCAGCUCGCUCUCCACCGCACUCAAUUCACUGUCGGCGGUGGUGCUGAAGGACUUUGUCGAGCCCCAUCGCAGCCGCCCUCUGACCGAGCGCCAGACUGCCUUUGUGCUGAGAGGCGUGGUCGUCGUGUUUGGGCUCAUCUCAAUGGCGAGUGUGCCCAUUGUGCAGAAAUUGGGCAUGGUCAUGCAGCUAUCGUCCACAGUGGCCGCCAUCACCUGUGGCCCCCUGCUCGGCGCCUUCUCAGUGGGCAUGCUGCUGCCGUUCGUUCGCACAGAGAGUUUGUUAACGGGCAUUUCGAUGGCCACCAGCUUCACAGCUUAUGUCGUUGUGCGGGCCCAGAUUGCCAUGGCCACCGGCCAGAUGACUUUCCCCACGAAACCCGUUUCCGUGGAGGAGUGCGACUACAGCUCCGAGCUGCGCUCCAACUGGAAUGCAACGACCAGCGCAUCGCCCGCCGAGGCCAAGAGUCGCAGCCUGCAUGAGCUCUCGUUCCUGUGGUACACCAUGAUUGGCUCUGUGGGCACGCUGCUCUGCUCGCUGCUGGCCACGCUCUACUUUGGCAAGCAGGAUGUGCGGCUGGUCGACAAGGAGCUGGUUACGCCCAUUUUGCAGAGCUAUUGGUAUGGAGCGUACGAGAGUGUGGCCGGCGAUGAUGCGGAAGCCAAGCAGCUGGAGCUGCACGAGUCCUCGACCCAGCCUAAGCUGGACCCAAGCCCAAACCGAUUUGAUUGA